AUAUCUCACCUGAACAGGUAGAUUGAGGAAGGUCGGUAACGAUGUCAGUCCGGUGCUUUUGAAGUAGUGUAAGUCGUGUUUGAUGCUAUAACAACACUCGCAUACGCGAUAGACAAUAAGCACCUGUUCACACCUUUAUCUCGGAUACCUGGAUUGUGUCAUAGAGUUGAUCCGUCGACACAUUUGGAGAAGAGGAUUGUUUUACCUGGCCAAACGGACAACUCCCAUGCUUGUGUCCUUAGAAAGGAAAUCUAACAGGUAGAUGGAGCAGUCCAUAGGUGUGUGGCUGUGACCGAGAAUGGCGAGUAACCAUGGCAACUCUGAGCCAUUGGAAGACUACUGGAAGGAGUUUAAUGACAUUGAAAGUAAUAAAGGAUCCGAUGAGGAGGAGGAGCUGUCGAAAACCCCAGAUGAGGGGGAGCAGGAAGCAGAAUGGCUCCAUCGAGCAGGAUACGGAUUUGUUGCAAGUAAACUACAUGAUGGCAAGGAGCUGAGUGAUGAUGACCUGGAGGGCUUGACGGAGGAGUUGUCUGCCCCCCAGGCCGAGGCGGUACGGAAACGUAUUGACACAUUGACCACCACAAUGAGGAAGAAACACAAACAGAACAAGAUCCAUGUGAAGGACAUCUUCACUAACAUGGAUCCGAGGCCACCGGCAAGUCCGACACUGGAACGUAUGCCAAUCAGGAGAGAAAGUGCCAAAAACCGAGAACGAGCGUCCUUUUUGAGAAGUGGGCAUUACUCCAUGUCUGGGGCCCCGACAGCCGAAGUCCAGACAUACACUAACCCAGAGACAAUACGUGGUGUUCAGGUGCUGAGCAUCAACCCAAUGACAACACAGAACAGGUUGUCUCGGACCCAGCUGCAGCCAAUCACAGACACCGAUUUCUCCAUGGACUUCCACCUGGAGGAGAGAGACAACAAGAGCAAUUCACAAAGGAGUCCACUUGAUUUACCUGCAUUCAACUUGAAGCACAACCCACUGGGCACGACACGGAUCAAUGACCUUGGCACUGUCGACCUGGACAGUCUACGAGCCCUUGCUCACAUAGAACUAACUGCGCUCUUUGAUUUGAAUAAUUUAACAUUUGCAAGACCAAAGAAAAAGAAAAAGAUUAAAGAACAUGGCUUGUUUGGCGUCCCAAUCCACAUCCUGUUAGAGAAUGACCAGCGGAGAGCUCCCAAUGUCAAAAUACCACUUAUAUUUCAGGAGUUGAUCCGAUUUCUAGAAAAGGAAGGCCUGAGAACGGAGGGUAUCCUUCGAGUGCCAGGAGCUGUAUCAAGAGUGAAGCACUUACGACAUGAAUUAGAAGAGAAGUUUUACUUGGGAAACUUCCACUGGAAAGAUGUUUGGCCCAACGAUGCUGCAGCUCUCAUGAAGCAGUUCAUCCGAGAUCUACCAAUACCUCUGUUGACAUACGACUACAUCGAUGCCUUUCCACAAGUCAAGUCGAUCAAGACAACGCUGGAACAACUGAGGUGCCUCAACCUUCUGGUGCUGCUCCUGCCUGAUGAACAUCGGGAAACUCUCAGGGUUUUAUUAAGAUUUCUGCGUAAGAUUGUAUCCUCCAGUAAAGACAACAAGAUGUCAUUGAGCAAUGUUGCAAUGAUAAUGGCCCCCAACUUGUUCCUGGGACCAGCUACACGUAACAAGUCACUGAGCAUAGAACAGAAGGAGCUGAGCAAAGCACACGGAACAUCAAGUAUCGUGAAGAUGCUGAUCCACUACCAGGAGGAACUGUGGACGGUGCCCCCAUCCUUUGUCAGACAAUUGAGGAUUCAAAACGAGGCCGAUAUUUUGCGGAAAAAUAGGAAAAGAGGAUUCCGAGCUCGAAAGGACAAGAGUGAAGCUUACAGAAGGUCAGCGCCUGUAUCAGAGGCGGACCUAGCAGAGGGGGUGAUCCUGGUGAAGGCGCCGCACCUCACCAAACUCUCCACCAGGAUGAAGCUGGAUGAACUGACCACAGCCAGGGACAUUGUGGCCAAGUUUCGCCGCAUCGCAGGGCCACACCCGAGUGGGGGGCUGGGGGAGAGCUUCUCGUCACGAGAGCAUCACAGUCAUGCAUUGCACAGCAUGAGUUUUCGCAACCCAGACAAUGCACAGUUUGCAGAUGACAAUGCAUACCUAUUUGAGGUUGGAGGCAAUAUAGGUGAACGUUGUCUCGAUCCCCACACUCGGAUGAUGAGCCUCUUGCGGAUCAACCCACAUGCAGAAUGGGUUAUUAAAGUGCACCAUAGAUAGCUCAAGUCAAUUCUAGAACAUUUUAUAGAAGACUUGAACUAAAAGCUGUAUACACAGUGUCAAGGCCAGUUGGAUGAAGCUUAAGUCAUCUUAUAAAUCAACUGUCAGUGACUUCUGUAAUUUUAAGAAACAUAUCUUCAUAAUGUCAAGGGCUGAUGAUGGAAGGGUCAAGGUCAAGUGAUGGAAGGUCAAGGUUGGAUGAAGGAAGGUAAAGGUCACUAACAGGAUAAGUUCCUCUGUUUACAAAGAGCAGUGUGUUGGCGAUGGACCUAGUUCCAACAGGUGUUAUAUCGGAGUGAUGGAAGGUGUCCAAGACAAAAUCCACGGACUGUUAUUGAGGUGCUAGUCUUGUUUGAAGUGUGCACUGGUUGUAUGUAUGCCCUCUGAUGAGGGCUGGACGGAUUAUGCCUGAGGAAACAUCCUCCACCAUGACACCUCUGUAGCAGACACUCAUCAUGCAACAAACGGUGUCCAACACCACUGUGAGUCCAAUACUUCACUUGUGACAAAGUAUCAUCACUGAUUGGCAUGUUGUUAACACUUGUAACAUAUGUUGAGAUUUAUAUACAAAUAUAUUGUUUAUGUUAAGCAAGAAAACAGCAAUAUCUUAAACAAUGGAUUGUACAAAAAUUGAUGUGUAUAAUAUCCAAUAUUGAAAAGAAUUGUUGCUCAUCGAAUAGACAAAAUAUUUUUUCAUUUGAAGCCAAAUAUUUUGAAAGCCUGAAUCUUGUCUGAUCUGUGUUGUUUUGGCCUUGCUUGAAGGCAGGUUAGUUCAAAGUCAGUGUUAGAUAGCGAUCUGUACCGGAUUAGGAGGAGGGGCAGGCGAUAAUCAGCUACAGUAUCAGUACUUCUUGGGUUUGUACACACUACCUUCCCCCAUGACCCAUGAAUUCAUAGAGGCGGAGGGGUAGCCUGGUGUUAAAGUGUUCGCUCACCAUGCCGAGGCUCCAGGUUUGAUUCCCCAUAUGGGUACAGUGUGUGAAGCCCAUUUCUGCUCUCCCCCGCCGUCAUAUUGCUGGAAUAUUGCUAAAAGCGGCGUUAAACUCAACUCACUCACUCAUGAAAUCAUGGGGCUGUGAUGUGGUGUAGUGGUGACAUGUGUCUAUUGUUAGUUUGCUAGUGGCAUGAAGCCAUGCAUAUCUCACACAAGUAUAGUGAGUUCAACCCCGUGCAUGAACCCUGAUAUUAAAGCAAUAACAAUAGUGAAUGUAACAAAUGUUAUAUUUGGGAUGACACUUUCUUAGUAAAGUACAGAUUCUCGUACUUUUUUUAGGUUGAGUCCCGUCCGGGAUUCGAACCCACACUUGCCAGAGUGAGGCACCUAAUC
Haliotis rufescens (red abalone) is the source of this 3569-nucleotide messenger RNA. Its product is annotated as rho GTPase-activating protein 18-like. Bases 299 to 2242 code for a protein of 647 amino acids. Gene Ontology annotation, molecular function: GTPase activator activity. The transcript has 18 exons. NCBI's taxonomy places the organism in Eukaryota, Metazoa, Mollusca, Gastropoda, Lepetellida, Haliotidae. The record is from RefSeq and is a predicted model, not a curated record. Gene Ontology annotation, cellular component: cytoplasm. Gene Ontology annotation, biological process: signal transduction; regulation of actin filament polymerization; regulation of small GTPase mediated signal transduction.